Messenger RNA from Aureobasidium namibiae CBS 147.97, 1266 nucleotides. RefSeq lists its product as uncharacterized. Lineage: Eukaryota; Fungi; Ascomycota; Dothideomycetes; Dothideales; Saccotheciaceae. The record is from RefSeq and is a predicted model, not a curated record. The transcript has a single exon. Bases 1 to 1266 code for a protein of 421 amino acids.
AUGGCUCCAUGGUGGUCCUCAUCAGAAUCGGACAAAACUCGCCGUGACGAUGAUCCUUUCGCUGACUUCCGCCGCUUCGCUGACGAACAAAUCAACGCUCUGGUCGAAGGAAUCAACUCUCUGCCAGGCUUCAUUUCUGCCUCUCUCGGCGCCGAAGAGCAGCGAUGGUCAGACGAGAUGCGAGAAGUGCGUAAACGUUUAGAAGAAGACUUCCCACCCCUCUUCGCUUCUCUUCUAGGUGCUCCCGAAAGAAGAUCUUACCUUGGCGGUCCCAUCAGCGAAGAGGCCCGUCAAGCUGCACGUGUCCUGCUUCUUCAAUCACGCAAUGCCAGUUUUGGAGUUGACCCAAGAAAGAUCCUCAGUCUGUACCAGGAUCAUGGCCAAGGCAUGAUGCCUGUUCACAGCAAAUUCCCCAUCCGUACCACAACCAGUAACACAACCUGGCUGAGUGUCGACUGGUUCAGACACAGCCCGUACUCGCCCAUUCAACUCGAGCAACACUCCGAGGCUCAUCAACACGGCGGCAAGUGGCGUGCCGCUUUCGAGGACCUGCUCUGUGCCCACCUUGACAAACCCCAAGUUGCCCAUGACGCCUGGAAAGCCGAAGACUCGAUUGCCGCCUCUGAUCCUGACAAUCAAACCUUGUACAAUCAUUGGGCUCAACCAGGAAUCGAUUGGAUGCUCGGUUUGCAGUGUAGAGGAAUCUUGCCACCUCAACUGCCUAGCCUGUACAACAUCACCCCUCUCGAAACCAAGAAACUCGAUCGCGUCUUUGGCAAAAUCGUGUCUGGAGUUAGCAACUUCUGGACACCCUAUGGCCGUGCCGUGCACGAGGACUUUACGCAGCUGGCGAGAAUAGUGGCUUCGCCUGAUGCAGAAGACUUGGUCGUGAGAAGCAACAUGAAGCCCGACACCGAGUUGGACAUGUACGAGAACUUGUGGAAGAACGGUUAUGGAAAGGAAGAAGCAGAAGCUUCGAAACCAGUGUCUAUGCCUGUCAGCUCCUCAUCGACAGCUAUGACCUCCAACGAGGAGACGCAGAAGCCUAGUGUCAUCUCCGUCAUGACCACCACUGAGACACGCACUAUGCCCGAUGGAUCAGUGUACACAAAGCGCGUUCUGAACAAACGCUUCUCCGACGGCACUGAAGAGAACAGAGAGGAGGAAUCGACCGGACAUCCUGACAGCGAGAACAAGUCAGAAGGCAGAGAUGGCGGACAUGAGUCGCUUGACAAGAAGAACGGUCCAGGAUGGUUCUGGCGCUGA